This is a messenger RNA of Durotheca rogersii, 2224 nucleotides long. RefSeq names its product MFS general substrate transporter. Gene Ontology annotation, biological process: transmembrane transport. The coding region runs from base 41 to 1753 and encodes 570 amino acids. NCBI's taxonomy places the organism in Eukaryota, Fungi, Ascomycota, Sordariomycetes, Xylariales, Xylariaceae. The transcript is spliced from 7 exons. The record is from RefSeq and is a predicted model, not a curated record. Gene Ontology annotation, molecular function: transmembrane transporter activity.
UGCCACAGGAGACUACGUGCGAUAAAGACAGUUCCUCGCAAUGGCCGGGGGUGUAGUGUCGGGUUCGAGCCUUACUGAGGCUGGCCAGUCCUCCGGGGAGAAGCCCCACAGCACUAGCUUCUCGGACUCGGCGCCAGUAGUGAACGACCUCUCCGAGAAUGAGAAAGCUAGCGAGACCGAGGGGGAGCCGCCGGCGCGUAGCUACACGCGGCUGCAGUGGCUCCUAGUGCUGGCGGCCAUCUACAGCAGCGAGUUCCUAUACGGCCUGGACACGACCAUCGUGGCCGACAUCCAGGGCGCCAUUGUCUACGACCUCUCAGAGGUCGGCAAGCUGGGGUGGCUGGCCAUCGGGUUCCCUCUAGGGAGCGUCGCGACUAUGUUGGUAUUCGGAAAGGCAUACGGCCAGUUCGACAAUAAGUGGCUUUACGUCAGCAGCAUGGUCAUGUUCACCGCUGCCAGCGCUCUGUGCGGCGCCACGCCGACCAUGGAUGGAUUGAUUAUCGGGCGAGUCUGGGCGGGAGCUGGAGGUGCAGGGAUGUAUCUCGGCGUCCUAAACUUAAUCUCAGCCAACACGAAUAUUCGCGAGCGAUCUUUCUAUAUCGCCAUCAGCGGACUUGUAUGGGGUGCAGGUUGCGUCCUUGGCCCCAUCAUCGGCGGUGCCUUUGCUGAUAGUAACGCCACGUGGCGAUGGGCUUUCUACCUCAACGUCGUACUCUUCGGCUUGUGUGCCCCCGUAUUACUCUUCAUGAUCAAACCAUACAGCUUCCAACCCAACGUGUCAUUCCUGUACAAGAUCAGGCACCUUGACUGGGUCGGUGUGGUAUUGUAUGCGGCUGUGUAUACCCUCUUCGUCGUGGUCGUGACGUUUGGCGGUGUCCAAUGGGCGUGGAACGAGGGCCCCAUCAUUGCGCUAUGGGUUGUCUUUGGCGUCGUCUUGAUCGCCUUUGUCCUCAGCCAAUACUUCACUGUGUUGACCACUAAGGAGAACCGUCUAUUCCCCGGGGACUUCCUCCUGAACAAGGACCUGAUCCUCCUUUACAUCUGCCAAGCUUCGGCGUCCGCUGCGCUAUUCAUCCCUGUAUACUAUAUUCCACUCUACUCGCAAUUCGUCUACGGGGAUAACAGCAUGGCCGCCGCGGUGCGCCUCCUCCCACUCAUCAUCAUCGGUGUGGCCGCGAACAUGUUUCAGGGGGCGAUGAUGCCCCGCUUUGGGUACUACAUGCCCUGGUUCUUCGUGGCCGGAAUUCUAACGACGAUCGCGGGAGCGCUCUUCUACGCGGCUGUCGACGCCACGACCCCACCGUCCUACCUUUACGGGUUCUCGGUGAUCCUGGCCAUCGGGGCGGGGCUCACACAGCAGACCGCAUACUCCGUGGCGUCAACCAAGGUGGAGCAGAACCGGGUGCCCGAGGCCCUUGGCUUCAUCAACAUGGCGCAGAUUGGCGGUAUGGUGCUCGGUCUGACCCUCAGCUCGGCGGUCUUCCAGAACAUGGGCUUCCGUAACGUCGCCAACGCGCUCGACGGUCUCGGCUUCUCGGACGCCCAGGUCAUGAAUGCCCUCGCCGGCCACGGCUCCACAGUCUUCUCCAACGCGUCGCCGGAGGUCCGCCAGCGUAUCGUUAACGCUGUCUCGGACACCAUCAACCUCGAGUACAUCUUCAUCAUCACGGCCGGUGCCCUGCAAACCAUCACAUCCGUUUUCUUGAAGCGAGAGAAGUUGAGCUUGGGGGCCGCUGUGGUUGCCGGCGCCUGAGCGUCAAGUAUCUACCAUAGUGCCAGGUGCAGUUGGCCACGAACGCAGCGACGAGAUGAUCGACUUCGUUGAGGCCAUACUCAAACGCUAUUAGCUGAAAAGUUCGCUGAAGCUGUACCCAAGUUAUGCUGCAAUGCUGCAACAGGAAUGCGAACAUGUGAUGAUGGCACAGAUUGUUGACGUUUCGAGUUUAAUGUCCCCCAAAUUUUAGUAUAACGUGGCACGCCCCUAAUCAGCCAGCCUUCAGGCAUGAAUACCUUGUAAUAUCCUAUUAAAACAUCAGCCUGAUGAUCCCCUUUACGUUAUCUUAGAAAAUCACCAUUACUUGAUGUUAGGUAGAAAUAGAUUCCCCUGUCACUCUUGGUUAUGUUUACUUCUAUACUUGGCUAAACUUCGUACUACUGCCAUUGGCAAAAUCCCACUCUUUUGUACUUCACCUUUUACUUAAGUAUGCUUGACAUUAUUCUCACA